AAAAGUAGGAACACGCAAGCAAAUGGUGGGGAUAUGGAGUCAAAUGUCUUUUGGUGAGGAUGAUAACUCAACUAGUUUCAUUUCAUUUUCAGUAUAAGCCCCCUCUACAGCUUCAAGGGCCGCUCUCUGGUCGACUGUCUCAAUCGGCUCCAAACCCUUUUCGUCAAAGUUGUAAACAUUUUACAGAGAUCCCCACCAAGUGCACGUUCUUCUGCUCUUCAUCACCUGCACUUAGAAAGCAGGGAUUAUCAGAUAAAGCGUUUGCCACUCGGGCAGCAUCACUACCAAAUAUGGUUAAGGCCAUUAGGGUUCAUGAACUUGGUGGACCUGAGGUGUUGAAAUGGGAAGAUGUAGAAAUAGGAGAGCCAAAUGAGGGUGAGAUUCGUGUGAGAAACAAGGCCAUUGGUCUUAAUUUCAUUGAUGUAUACUUCCGCAAAGGGGUUUACAAAGCUGCUGCAUUGCCUUUCACUCCAGGAAUGGAGGCUGUUGGCGUUGUGACAGCAGUAGGCCCAGGGCUAACAGACAGGAAGGUUGGCGAUCUUGUAGCCUAUGCUGGUACUCCAAUGGGUUCAUAUGCUGAAGAACAGAUCCUCCCAGCUAAUAAAGUUGUGCCUGUUCCUUCCUCUAUUGAUCCUGCCAUUGCAGCAUCUGUCAUGCUUAAGGGCAUGACGGCACAGUUUCUUGUGCGCCGUUGCUUCAAGGUUGAAGCAGGACAUACAGUUCUUGUUCAUGCAGCAGCUGGUGGAGUCGGAUCUCUGUUAUGCCAGUGGGCUAAUGCUCUUGGCGCCACUGUCAUUGGAACUGUCUCAACUAAAGAGAAGGCAGCUCAAGCUAAGGAAGAUGGGGCUCACCAUGUUAUCAUCUAUAAGGAAGAAGAUUUUGUUGCUCGUGUGAAUGAGAUAACAUCAGGCAAUGGGGUUGAUGUUGUCUAUGAUUCUGUAGGAAAGGAUACGUUUCAGGGAUCGUUGGCAUCCUUAAAACUUCGUGGGUACAUGGUGAGUUUUGGGGUGUCAUCAGGAACACCAGAUCCUGUACCCUUAUCAGCUCUUGCGGUGAAAUCGCUGUACUUAACAAGGCCUUCUGUGAUGCAAUACACAGCUACUAGAGAAGAAUUAUUGGAGACUGCAGGAGAGGUGUUUGCUAACGUUGCAUCAGGUGUGCUGCGGGUUCGAGUGAAUCAUGCAUACCCUUUGUCUGAGGCAGCACAAGCACAUGCAGAUCUUGAGGGUAGGAAAACAUCUGGAUCUGUUCUGCUGAUACCAUAGAAGCCUGCGACAGGAAGUUCUUAAAUUUCCAACUGUUGUUGUCAGAUUUAUAUAUAGAUUGGUUGUGCAUUUUACCUGAAAAACUUGUCUUAUGUUUGGGAUAAUGACUUAUUGCCUGCUCCAUGUUGGCUAAAUCUGCAAAGUUAUAAACCUUGUUAUUCAUUUAGUUGCUAUAUUAAGCAAUAAAAUAAAAAAUAAAAUAAAAUAAAAAAUCAAAAAGGAGGAAAAAAACGUACUUGGAUCCUUUGUUAGUCGAUCAA
This is a messenger RNA of Ziziphus jujuba (common jujube), 1525 nucleotides long. RefSeq lists its product as uncharacterized. Gene Ontology annotation, molecular function: quinone reductase (NADPH) activity. Bases 60 to 1265 code for a protein of 401 amino acids. The transcript is spliced from 5 exons. Gene Ontology annotation, cellular component: cytoplasm; cytosol. Lineage: Eukaryota; Viridiplantae; Streptophyta; Magnoliopsida; Rosales; Rhamnaceae. Gene Ontology annotation, biological process: cellular response to oxidative stress. The record is from RefSeq and is a predicted model, not a curated record.